Penicillium verrucosum is the source of this 1074-nucleotide messenger RNA. RefSeq lists its product as uncharacterized. NCBI's taxonomy places the organism in Eukaryota, Fungi, Ascomycota, Eurotiomycetes, Eurotiales, Aspergillaceae. The transcript has a single exon. Gene Ontology annotation, molecular function: cysteine-type endopeptidase activity. The coding region runs from base 1 to 1074 and encodes 357 amino acids. Gene Ontology annotation, biological process: proteolysis. The record is from RefSeq and is a predicted model, not a curated record.
AUGUCGCAGCCACCAGUCUUGAAGUCACCCACAAAGGGACCCGCGGCCGCAAGCCCAAGCCUAAGCUCCAUCCCCAUCUCAUUCCCAACCAAACCAAUCUCGAGCAGAAAGCUUCCUGACCUUGAAGCAGCGCUGAAGAAAGUAGCUUCCGCACGGAGCAAGUUUCAUGUGCGAAAGGUUGGCCUGUUGGUCCGGUGGGAAAACGAUGACGCUGGUGCGGACAAUGACUUGGUGACAAUGGAAUCAAUUCUGAAACCGCUUGGGGUCGAAUGCAACACAUUUGUGAUCUCGAAUUCGGAAAAAACACCCGCCUGGAACCUCCAAGAGAAGCUCAGAAAAGUCCUUGGACCAUGCAUCCGGUCGUCACUACCCUCUCUGUUCAUUUUCUAUUAUGCUGGUCAUGCUGGUAUUCAUGAUAAUUCUCUGCACUUCACGUCACGCCACAAACGAAUUCAGUGGGAUGCCGUCAGAAUUCAUCUGCAAACUGCUGAGUCAGUGGAUUCUCUGGUGAUACUCGAUUGCUGCCAUGCGGCCGCUGCAGCACGGUCGCCCAGCUCGACAACGAACAUUCACAUCAUUGCGGCGUGCGGAGUUCAUGAAAUUGCGUCCGAACGCUCAAAUUGCGCUUCGUUUACCCAAAGACUGUUCCAAGCCAUGAAAAAGUUCAAGGACCAAGGGAAUUUCACAACGGCUGAGUGGUACCAGCAAGUACAACUCGAGAAGCCUAAGAAUGUCCCCUACGCCGUGUUUGAAACGUUAAGCGGGACCGGAACAAUCGGCCUUGUGUUCAGUGAUACUAGUCCAUCCUGUCUCCCUCGGCCAGUAUCUGGAGUGAGCCAAAAGCAGGUGAUAGUGAAGCUGACGCUUGAGGGGCAACGAGACACUGUGGGUAGCUUUUCAAAAGCCGUUCGCUCACUCCCGCCGAACAUGAAAGUUGAGGUCUGCAGUGCAUUCGAAACCGAUGCCUCUGUUUUCUUUAUCCUGCAGAUGACAUGGGAAGGGUGGGUUCUGUGGACCAAGGCUAUACACUUGGACUUUGUGGGUGUAACGCACAGCCCUGAUUUACUCCCCUGA